Molecule: messenger RNA, 1413 nt
Organism: Fukomys damarensis (Damara mole-rat)
Lineage: Eukaryota; Metazoa; Chordata; Mammalia; Rodentia; Bathyergidae
Gene: Trpt1
Product: tRNA phosphotransferase 1
Exons: 6
Coding region: 740-1390 (216 amino acids)
Biological process (GO): tRNA splicing, via endonucleolytic cleavage and ligation
Molecular function (GO): tRNA 2'-phosphotransferase activity
Source: RefSeq, a predicted model, not a curated record
CCUUUCUUCCGCGCCUUCUCAUUGGCGGGUCUGCCGCCAGCCACAGGCUGCGGAGAAGCCAACUCUAGGACCCAGUGCGCUGCCCUUUCCCCAGGCUCACCCUGCGCGCUGUGGCCCCUCUAAAGAGCGGGGCUCGGCUGUCUUAUCCCUGCAAGUCUCGCCAGCAAGGGUCUUAUUUGCCCUCUCUGCACCCAGGACCGAGAUGUGCAGCUGUCUAAGGCUCUGUCCUACACCCUCCGUCACGGAGCCUUGAAGCUGGGGCUUCCCAUGGGAGCUGGUAAGUGAGCAUCUCGGUGGCCUGGGAAGGAGUGGCUGGCACCCAGUAAACAGUGUGAACCUGUCUGUGCCCCCUGCACUGUGGAUCCCACCGGUACACCAUGAAGAAGGCACAGCAGGUACAUCUGCUCCAUGUAGAGUGAAGACGGCCCAUGUCAUGUCUACUGGGAGAGGAACUUGUCUGGGCCAGGCCUGAUGUCCAGCCAAGUGGCUCUUCUGGUGAUUUCCUGCCAGUCCCAUGGCCUAGUAAACACCACAGGGUGGGCACUAAGGGAGUCUCGCAGCAGGUGAUGUUUACUGGGCCAAUGUAAGUACUUUUAUCUGUGUGAACCUCCCUGAGGGAGCUUCUCUUCCUGUGUAAGUUAAAUAGGCCCAGAAAGGAGAGAGUUCGUAGGGGUCACACAGGUGAAGCCCAUGUGACCUCCAGGCCUGCCUUUGUCUUGGCCACAGCUCCCUGUGAACUAUGGCAUGGCCACAGCAAGGUCAUCUCCUAAGCACCUGUCUGCCCGCAGAUGGCUUCGUGCCCCUGCACAGCCUCCUACGGCUGCCCCAGUUUCACAGCUUCUCUGCUGAAGAUGUACAGCGUGUGGUGGACACCAAUGAGAAGCAGCGGUUCACCCUGAAGCCAGGAGAUCCCAGCGCUGGCCCCCUCAUCCGGGCUAAUCAAGGCCACUCCCUGCAGGUGCCUGAUUUGGAGCUGGUGCCUCUCGAGACGCCACAGGCCCUGCCCCGGAUGCUAGUCCACGGUACAUUCUGGAAGCACUGGCCAUUCAUCUUGCUCAAGGGCCUGUCAUGCCAGGGGAGGACACACAUUCACUUGGCUCCAGGACUGCCUGGGGACCCUGGUGUCAUCAGUGGUAUGCGCCCGAAUUGUGAAGUCGCUGUGUUCAUCAAUGGACCCCUGGCCCUGGCAGAUGGAAUCCCCUUCUUCCGCUCUGCCAAUGGGGUGAUCCUGACUCCAGGGGAUGCUGAUGGGUUCCUGCUUCCCAAGUACUUCAAGGAGGCCCUGCAGCUGUCCCCUGCCCGAAAACCUCUCUCCUUGGCUGGUGAUAAAGAGACAGAGUGUCCAAGUGGCCCCAAGCAUAGUCCCAGAGGAAGAACGAUCAAGCAAUAAAAUACUUAUUUAAAAAAAAUUUA